Messenger RNA from Monopterus albus (swamp eel), 1328 nucleotides. RefSeq names its product coiled-coil domain containing 90B (gene ccdc90b). Gene Ontology annotation, cellular component: mitochondrion. Bases 263 to 979 code for a protein of 238 amino acids. NCBI's taxonomy places the organism in Eukaryota, Metazoa, Chordata, Actinopteri, Synbranchiformes, Synbranchidae. The record is from RefSeq and is a predicted model, not a curated record. The transcript is spliced from 10 exons.
UCCGUGUUAUUUUUGGUAGUUCUGAUACCUGCAGAGACACAAACGACUACUCUUUUUGCGUGGAACAAAUACUACCAUCUGUUACUGAGCGACCCCAAAUCAUCAACAUUCAACAUUCCGCAAGGCAGUAAAAGGAAUGAGGACGGUCGGUCUGCACUCAGUCUCCAGGUAGUGAUCUAACACUCCAGCGUUUUGUUUUGACACGAGUUGGACCCUGUUCCCUUUUUUAAAACCCGACGCGAGAAAUACAGCAGCUUCCGGGAUGAACGCGCUGCUGUGGCGGUGUCACCUCCGGCGGUUGGGAACCUGGAGAGGUUUCCAUGUGACAGCACCUGUGAUGAACUUUGACCUGAGGAAAGUCGACCUGACGCCUCUGGAGCAGCGAAAACUCACCUUCGACUCCCACAACAUGGUGACAGAGCUGGAGAGCAGCGGAUUCGAGAAGCGUCAGGCAGAGCUGAUCGUGUCUGCUCUGGUCACUCUGACCACAGCCAACAUGGACAUCGUUUAUAAAGACAUGGUGACCAAAUCGCACCAGGAGAUCGUCCUGCAGCAGAUCAUGGCGCACCUGGACUCCAUCAGGAAGGACAUGGUGAUCCUGGAGAAGAGCGAGUUCGCCAACCUCCGCUCUGAAAACUUAAAAAUGAAGCAAGAGCUGGAGCAGCUACAAAACCGACUGCAGGAGGAGAGUCAGAAAGUCCGAGCAGAAACCAAGUUGGACAUCAACCUGGAGAGAAGCAGGAUCUCGGACAUGUUUACUGAACAGGACAAGAGGCUGAUGGAGGUCAGCACGGACUUCCAUCACAAGAAAGCUGACCUUGAAAACGACAACAUAGAGAUCAACAAGAAGAUUGACCUACAGGUGGCCUCGCUCAAAACUCUCCUGGAGUCUCUGAAACUGGACACAGCCCGCUACCUAGCAGCGACGGUGUUCACCUGCCUCGCCAUUGCUCUGGGGCUGUACCGGCUGUGGAGGUGAAGGGUCCAUGUCGGCGCAGAGACCGUAUGGACACCUGCGACACAAAACCCGCAGGUUUGGAAACGUCUGACUCAUGCUCAGACUGGGCCAGUGUUAAAGAAGAAUCGAAGUGUGUGGAGACUCAGUCGGCCACUAAUAAGCUGAACCUGAUCGAGACACGCUGUUGAUUCCCUGUAUCAAAUAAGGAAGAGAGAAACAGCGGGUGUAAGCCUCAGACUGAGAGGCUCUCUGGGCCUUGUAACCAAGUGACCACGACAUGCUGCAGAUGCUUGUGUGUAACACUAUAGAUGUACCGUUACAAUUGUGAGAAGGCCAACAUAAAAUGUAUUAACAAAACCAAUAAACCUGU